This is a messenger RNA of Laccaria bicolor S238N-H82, 564 nucleotides long. RefSeq lists its product as uncharacterized. The record is from RefSeq and is a predicted model, not a curated record. The transcript has 2 exons. Bases 1 to 564 code for a protein of 187 amino acids. Lineage: Eukaryota; Fungi; Basidiomycota; Agaricomycetes; Agaricales; Hydnangiaceae. Gene Ontology annotation, molecular function: RNA binding.
AUGGCAAGUCCAUCGACCUCGUCGUGCUCACCGUCCUCAACAGUGCCAACACCCUCUUUCAAUGACCAUCUAUCCUAUCCAUCCGAUAUCGACCCCGAACCCACCUCCGAGCAGCAACAACCACAACAGCCUCGGCAACUUCUCAAAGAUAGACUCUACAUCGGAAACCUCCAUCCCACCGUUGACGAGUACUCACUCCUUCAAGUCUUUUCAAAGUUUGGCAAAGUUUCCAAGCUCGAUUUCCUCUUCCACAAGACCGGGCUCCUCAAAGGCAAGCCUCGCGGGUACGCAUUCAUCGAGUACGGAAGCAAAGAUGUAAGUGUCCCUCUCCCCCUCCCUCCCCCUCUCCCUCCACGUCUUUCUUGCGUGAUGCCUGCUUUGAGGACUCUAUUGCUCACCCUGGCUUUUCCUUUUUCUUGUCACGCAUCGCAUGAAUCGCCGAUUCUCAAAAUCUGCUGUCGAUGCAGUACGAUUGCCAGGGAUUCGAGUCCCCGUCACACAACCACGACCCCGUGCUUUCAUGUCGGGAAGAGAGAAAAGAAGAGGCUGAUCAUAUCGCAUUGA